AUGUCUGAAAGCGUGCCUCUUUCUGUUUUGCCCUCCAGUGAGAGCACCAGGACCGCCUUGGAGAGCUGCCUACGGCAACUGAAAUGCCAUUUCACCUGGGACUUGGUGGAGCCGGGAAAGUCCCUGGAUGAUUUCGAAGACGAGGUGUGUGACGCCACGGAGUUUCAGAACGACGAAUUCAGAGCCACGGUGUUCAACCUCCUGGCUUACAUAGAGUACCGGCGCGGCCGCCGCGAGGCGGCGCUGCAGCACCUGCGCCAGGCGGAGGAGCUGAUCCAGCGGGAGCAUCCGGAUCAAGCGGAAACCCGAAGUCUGGUCACCUGGGGUAACUACGCCUGGGUCUACUAUCACCUGGGCGGCCACGCAGACGCUCGGAUGUACGUCGACAAGGUGAGACAGGUCUGCGAGAAGUCUCGCAGCCCCUACAGAAUGGAGAGUCCCGCGCUGGACUUCGAGGAGGGGUGGGCCCGCUUACAGUGUGGAGGGAGGCACCACCACAAGAGGGCCAAGGUGUGCUUUGAGAAGGCUCUGGAAAAGGAGCCCAAGAACCCAGAGUUCGCCUCCGGACUGGCCAUCGCGAGCUACCGUCUGGAUACCUGGCCGCUGUCUCAGAAUCCCAUCGACCCUCUGCGGCGGGCCAUUCGGCUGAAUCCCGACAACCAGUAUGCCAAAGUCCUCUUGGCUCUGAAACUUCAGAAGAUGAACGAAGAGGGGGAAGGAGACAGGCUCGUGGAGGAGGCGCUGAAGGGAGCUCCGUGCGCGACAGAUGUGCUCUGCGGAGCAGCAAAACUGUAUCGGAGAAAAGGGGCGGUGGACAAAGCUAUAGAGCUGCUGAGAAAGGCUCUAGAAGGCAUGCCGAACAAUGCCUCCCUGCACUGGCAUAUCGGCUGCCUCUACAGGACAAAAGUCCUCGAGAUCCAGGACACAGGAAAGAAUGAGAUGUGCGGGAAAAGGGAGAAGUUACAGGAAGCCACAGGACAAGCUGUGCAUCAUUUAAAGAGAGUGGAUGAGGCCAAUGCAGACUUCCCCUGUGUCUGCUCCUACCUGGCCUGCCUCUAUGCGCAGGUAGGCCAGUAUGACCACGCGGAGCAUUACUUCCAAAAAGAAUUCAGCAAAGCGCUUUCUCCUGGGGACAGACAGGUGCUCCAUCUGCGCUAUGGCAACUUCCAGCUGUAUCAAAUGAAGAGUGAGGACAAGGCCAUCCAUCACUUCAUACAGGGUGUGAAAAUCGACCUGGAAUCAAAGGAGAAAGAAAAGAUGAAAAAUAAGCUGGAAAAAAUUGCCUAUACCAGGCUUUCUAAAAAUGAAGCCGAUUCCAUAGCUUUGCACCUCUUGGCGUUUCUUCAGGAGCUGAGUAGAGACACCCGGCCAGCAGAGGAAAAUCCUGAGAGGCAUUUGGACUCUGGAAGCUUCCUCUGUUCAGCAUCUUUUGCUGAGGAAUGA
Odobenus rosmarus divergens (Pacific walrus) is the source of this 1443-nucleotide messenger RNA. Its product is annotated as interferon-induced protein with tetratricopeptide repeats 2-like. NCBI's taxonomy places the organism in Eukaryota, Metazoa, Chordata, Mammalia, Carnivora, Odobenidae. Gene Ontology annotation, molecular function: protein binding. The coding region runs from base 1 to 1443 and encodes 480 amino acids. Gene Ontology annotation, biological process: defense response to virus. The record is from RefSeq and is a predicted model, not a curated record. The transcript has a single exon. Gene Ontology annotation, cellular component: cytosol.